Molecule: messenger RNA, 1232 nt
Organism: Arabidopsis arenosa
Lineage: Eukaryota; Viridiplantae; Streptophyta; Magnoliopsida; Brassicales; Brassicaceae
Source: the annotation of a GenBank genome assembly
AACUUCAGAAUUUUUUGUUUCCCAUUUCUCUCAGAAAGUGUUUUUUUUUUUCUUGUUCUUUUUGUAAUCACUAAAUGCUUCAAAAGUUUGUCCACAAUUAUAUUUUGAAAAAUGUCUGAAUCUGUAGCAGCAGAGCAUGAUUACAUAGGUUUGUCAGAGUUUCCAACCAUGGAAGCAACAACAAUGUCUGACAAAACCAAAACCAGAGACAAUAACAACGGUCUCAAUUUCAAGGCUACCGAGUUGAGACUCGGUUUACCCGGUUCUGAGUCACCGGAGCGAGUCGACUCAAGAUUCUUGGCUCUCAACAAGAGUAGCUGUCCCGUGUCGGGUGCCAAAAGGGUGUUCUCCGACGCCAUUAACGAGUCUAACAAAUGGAUCUUCUCUACCGGAUCCACUACUGCUACUGGUGAUGUCGGGUCGGGUUCUGGUCCCGGUAGCUCCGUCGUCAAAGAUGGAAAGUCGACAACUUUCCCUAAACCGGCUGUUCCGGUUAAGGAGAAGAAGAGCUCUGCAACAGCUCCAGCUUCAAAAGCACAAGUGGUGGGUUGGCCACCAAUAAGAUCAUUCAGGAAGAACUCAAUGGCUUCUUCUCAAUCUCAGAAACCAGGUAAUAACUCAGAGACUGAAGAAGCAGAAGCCAAGUCUGGACCAGAACAACCUUGCUUGUAUGUCAAAGUGAGUAUGGAAGGUGCUCCUUACUUGAGGAAAAUCGAUCUCAAGACUUACAAAAGCUACCUUGAGCUCUCUUCUGCUCUUGAGAAGAUGUUCAGUUGCUUCACCAUUGGUCAGUUUGGGUCUCAUGGAGGGUGUGGGAGAGAUGGGUUAAACGAGAGUCGCUUGACUGAUCUCUUGCGUGGUUCUGAGUAUGUUGUUACCUAUGAAGAUAAAGACAGUGACUGGAUGCUGGUCGGUGAUGUCCCUUGGGAUAUGUUUAUAUGCUCCUGCAAGAAGUUGAGAAUCAUGAAGAGCUCUGAGGCUAUCGGCUUAGCUCCAAGGGUGAUGGAAAAGUGCAGAAGCAGGAACUAGGAAAAGCCCUUUUAUGUGAUAAUAUAUGAUUUGGGAAAAAAUAUGUUUUUAAGAAAUGUAAUAGCCAUUUUGUUUUGAAGUAUUCUUGUGUUUUGUGUGCUAGGAGUGAUGUUUGAUCUUUCUUAAAACAGCCUCUACUAAGCUCUAGCUCUAAUAAGGCCUCUUCCUCUUACUUCUGUCUCUAAUCAAUCUAAUGAAACAUA